AUGCAAACAACCACAAAGGUGACGCAUAGGUUCGGCCUAGCAAGCGAGGAGGCCUGCUACAUCCUCACGGUGGAGUCGCAGGCUGCGAUUGAGCUGAUCUCCCUGCGGGCUGACGUUGAAGUGGACUUGCUUGAUCAUUCUGGCACGGGGGCGAUUCUUUCGCGAUCCAAGGGCGACCCGCAGAAUCCGCUGUUAGCGACGUACCGCAUGCAGGAAGAAGGCACCCGGUUCCAGAUACGCUUGCGGACCAUUGAAGGUCUGAGUGGAACACUUUCGGCCUUCGUGGUUCCUGCCACGCAGCCCAAAACUGCGCAUCUCAUCAGCGUGUCCAUCAAGCCGUUAGCUUUGCACGAGAAGAUUGCCGAAGCUUCUGCGGACGUUCCGAUGAACGAGCUGCGCCUGACCGGGCCUUUUUCCGUGACGGACAUGCACUCAUGGCUCGCUCUUUGUGUUAAUGAACUUCCAUCCCGACCAACAGAUGAUGAAAUGGUGAUCAGCUACAGGAGCACCUUUGUUGGCACUCAGCUCUAUGGGAGGUAUUCCAAGGGCACAGCAAUCUUCAGAUCGGAUUCGAUCACCACCAUCGGAGUCUUGAAGGAUAUCAUUACGAAGGAGGCCACGGCAAAGAAGGUUCAGGUUUCGAUGAAUGUGGACGUGAAGGAGGAAACGUUUGGCAGAUUCUUGGAACUGGUGCACCCGAAGCUGAAUUACCAGCACGCCUUGACGCAACAAGUGCGUAUGGUCGAGCCGCUGCGAGAGGUGCAGCUCCAGGAGGGCGAAACCAAGUUCCUUCAUCCAGAAUUGCAGUCGGUGCUGGAGCAGGCAGCUGAAAUCCAGCAGCAGUUCCAGCUCCAGCCGCAAAAGCUGGCCUUCCUCCAUAGCAUCGUCAUAUCUGCAUACAGGCAUAAAUGGCGACUUCGCGGCUACCAAAGCGUGGAGCACAGGAUCAAGGACUUGCAAAGACUCUUGGAGUCCUACAACUUGGAAGUGGUUUCUGCCUUCUUCAGCGAGUCCAUCGACUGA
This is a messenger RNA of Symbiodinium sp. CCMP2592, 1023 nucleotides long. The record is from the annotation of a GenBank genome assembly. Lineage: Eukaryota; Dinophyceae; Suessiales; Symbiodiniaceae.